This is a messenger RNA of Myotis daubentonii (Daubenton's bat), 12054 nucleotides long. It is a transcript of the gene RAPH1, whose product is annotated as Ras association (RalGDS/AF-6) and pleckstrin homology domains 1. Lineage: Eukaryota; Metazoa; Chordata; Mammalia; Chiroptera; Vespertilionidae. Gene Ontology annotation, cellular component: plasma membrane; cytosol. Gene Ontology annotation, biological process: signal transduction. The record is from RefSeq and is a predicted model, not a curated record.
GCUGCGGACGCUCGCGGCGUCUCUCGGGAGGGAGCGCCGCGCCUGGGAGGAGGCGGCGGCGGCGGCGGCUGAGGAGCUGCCCAGCCCGGCCGCUACGGUCGCCGGGGCCGCCGGUCUCCCGAGCAGCUGUCGCGAUGGAGCAGCUAUCAGAUGAAGAAAUUGACCAUGGUGCUGAAGAAGACAGUGACAAAGAAGAUCAAGAUCUGGACAAAAUGUUUGGAGCCUGGCUGGGGGAACUAGACAAACUCACUCAGAGUUUGGAUUCUGACAAGCCCAUGGAACCAGUAAAAAGAUCUCCUCUUCGCCAAGAAACAAACAUGGCCAAUUUUUCUUACCGCUUCUCCAUAUACAACUUGAAUGAAGCUCUGAGUCAGGGAGAAACUGUGGAUCUGGAUGCCCUGAUGGCCGAUCUUUGCUCAAUAGAGCGGGAGCUCAGCAGUAUCGGUGCAGGAAAUAGUAAGCGUCAAAUUGCAGAAACAAAAGCCUCUCAGAAAUUACCUCCUAGCCGACAUACAACAAAGCAUGGCACCUUGAAAGGAUUGUCUUCUUCAUCUAAUAGGAUUACUAAACCAUCACAUGCCAACUACUCCCUGGAGGAUAUUACUGCACAGUUAGACCAGGCCUCUUUGAGCAUGGAUGAGGCUGCUCAGCAAUCUGUACUAGAGGAUGCUAAGCCCUUAGUAACUAAUCAGCACAGAAGAACGGCAUCAGCGGGCACGGUGAGUGAUGCUGAAGUGCGCUCUAUGAGUAACUCCUCUCGCUCCAGCAUCACUUCUGCAGCUUCCAGCAUGGACUCUUUGGAUAUUGAUAAAGUAACGCGCCCUCAAGAACUGGAGUUGACACAUCAGGGGCAGCCAAUUACUGAGCAUGCUAUUUCUCUGAGAUGUCCCAGCAAGCCGGCCAAGCGUCAUAUUGACUUCACAGAAGAACAGGCUGAGCUGACACCUCACUCCUAUUUGGACAGGGAAACCUCCCUUCUUCUGAGAAACAUUGCAGGAAAACCUUCUCAUUUGCUGACCAAGGAAGAACAAGCAGCAAAAUUGAAAGCUGAGAAGAUCAGAGUUGCCCUAGAGAAAAUUAAAGAGGCACAAGUGAAAAAGCUGGUUAUUAGAGUCCACAUGUCUGAUGAUAGUUCUAAAACAAUGAUGGUGGAUGAGAGACAGACGGUGAGACAAGUGCUGGAUAACCUGAUGGACAAAUCCCACUGUGGUUACAGUUUAGACUGGUCACUGGUAGAAACCAUCUCUGAGUUACAAAUGGAGAGAAUCUUUGAAGACCAUGAAAACUUGGUUGAAAAUCUUCUUAACUGGACAAGAGAUAGUCAAAACAGGCUUAUGUUUAUGGAGCGUAUAGAAAAAUAUGCACUUUUCAAAAAUCCACAGAACUAUCUUUUGGGGAAAAAGGAAACGGCUGAGAUGGCAGAUAGAAACAAAGAAGUGCUGUUGGAGGAAUGUUUUUGUGGAAGUUCUGUAACUAUACCAGAAAUUGAAGGAGUCCUUUGGUUGAAAGAUGAUGGCAAGAAGUCCUGGAAAAAGCGUUACUUUCUCUUGCGAGCAUCUGGUAUUUACUAUGUCCCUAAAGGAAAAGCGAAGGUUUCUCGGGAUCUGGUAUGCUUUCUCCAGCUGGAUCAUGUCAAUGUUUAUUACGGACAGGACUAUCGGAACAAAUACAAAGCCCCGACAGACUGUUGUCUGGUGCUGAAGCACCCACAGAUCCAGAAGAAAUCUCAGUACAUCAAAUACCUUUGCUGUGAUGAUGUGAGGACCCUGCACCAGUGGGUCAAUGGUAUCCGCAUUGCAAAGUAUGGGAAGCAGCUCUACAUGAACUACCAAGAAGCCUUAAAGAGGACAGAGUCUGCUUGUGAUUGGACUUCCUUAUCCAGCUCCAGCAUUAAAUCAGGAUCCAGUUCUUCCAGCAUCCCAGAGUCUCAGUCAAAUCACUCAACUCAGUCUGACAGUGGGGUGUCCGACUCGCAGCCGGCGGGGCACAUCCGUUCCCAAAGCAUCGUGAGCUCCAUCUUCUCCGAGGCCUGGAAGCGAGGCACUCAGCUGGAAGAGUCCAGCAAGGCCAGAAUGGACUCUAUGAAUCGAUCCUACACUUCACUUAUGCCCCCUUUAUCCCCACAACCUAAACUAGUCAGCCCCCACACAGCCUCCCAGCCUUCGCCUCCUCUCCCACCCCCACCCCCACCCCCUCCUCCUCCACCUCCACCCCCGCCUCCCCCUCCCCCUCCUCUGCCCAGUCAAUCUGCACCUUCUGGGGGCUCAGCAGCCACAAUGUUUGUCAAGUACAGCACAAUCACCAGGCUGCAGAACGCCUCUCAGCAUUCAGGACCCCUGUUUAAGCCCCCACCACCCUCGGUGAUGCAGUCUCUGUCCUCGACCUCACAGCCAGCAAAGCCUCAGAUCCCGGUGCCCCCCAACGGAGUUGUGCCCCCACCCCCGCCCCCUCCACCGGCCCCCACCCCUGGCUCGGCCAUGGCCCAGCUCAGACCCGUGCCUUGCGCCCAGUCCCUCCCACAGUUCAGCCCCCCGCCGCCUCCACUGAAGAUUCAUCCUGUCCCGCACGGUAUUCAGGCGGCCCCUCCCACCCCCCCACCCCCGCCGCCUGCCUCUCCCCAAGCUCCUCCCAAACCGCUGGUGACCAUGCCGCCCACCGUCACCAAGACGGCGCCCCCCGUGGUGACACAGGCCGUGCCCCCUACUCCUCUUCCCCCCGUCCCCCCCGCAAAAAAGCCGGCUUUCCCCCACAUCCCGCCCUCUCCAGCCGCUCCUCCGGGUCCCGUACCCCCGCCCACGCUCCCCAAGCACCAGAGCUUCGGCGGGAAGCCGCCGCCCGCCCCGCCGUCCCCCGGGCUCUCGGUGGUGAAGGCGAUGGCCAGCCAGUUCCCCCCGCCGCCCGCGCCCGCGGAGCCGCAGCCCUCGAAGCCGGUCCCCGCGCACGUGGCCCCGCAGUCCCCUCCCGCCGUGAAAGCCAAGCCCAAGUGGCAGCCCAGCCCCGUCCCUGCCCCUUCCCCGGACUUCCCGCCGCCGCCCCCGGAGAGCAGCCUGGUGUUCCCCCCGCCUCCCCCACCGCCACCCCCGCCCACCCCGCCUCCGCCCACCCCGCCCCCGCCAGCCACCCCCACCGCCCCCGCCCCGGACAGAAGCGGGUCUCCCGGCAAGAAGGCGGGCAAGACGGCCAGCCCCGGGGCGAAGAAGCCGCCGCCGACCCCGCAGCGCAACUCCAGCAUGAAGUCCAGCGGUGGCGCGGCGCCCCCCGAGCCCAAGAGGCCCUCGGUGGACAGUCUGGUCAGCAAGUUCGCGCCGCCCGCAGAACCCUCUGGGUCUCCCAGCAAGGACGCCCCGCCGCCGCCUGCGGCGCCCCCCAAACCUGGGAAGCUGAACCUUUCCGGAGUCCACCUCCCUGGAGUCCUCGCCCAGGCGGGCGCGGCAGCCAAGGCCGCGGCCCUGAGUCCGCGUGGCAAGGACCCCGUGGGGGAGUUCCCUUCUCCUCCGUCCGACUCUGACUUCCCGCCCCCGCCCCCCGAGGUGGAGCUCCCCCCGCCCCCCAUAGAGAUCCCCGCGGCCUUCCUGGGAGCCGCUUCUCCUAAGGUGGCCGUGGUCAGCCCGCAGCCGCAGCCAUGGUCCAAGCCGGCGGCGCGGAAGGCCCCGCCGCCCACGCGGCCCAAACGGAACGACAGCACCCGCCUCACCCCGGGGGAGCCCUCGGAGCCGCCGGCCGCCGUGCCCAGCUCCCCCAAAGCCGGCCUUGGGGUCCAGCCCGGGUUCCUGGCCGACCUCAACCGGACACUGCAGCGCAAGUCCAUCACGCGGCACGGCUCGCUCUCCUCCUCCCGCGCGUCCAGAGCAGAACCCACGGCCACCAUGGACGACAUGGCAUUGCCCCCGCCUCCCCCGGAACUGCUUUCUGAUCAGCGGAAAGCUGGCUACGGAGGCAGCCACAUAUCAGGCUAUGCAACCUUGCGGAGGGGACCCCCUCCCACCCCCCCUAAGAGAGACCAGAACACCAAGCUCUCCAGAGACUGGUAGCUACCGCAGGUCUUUACUGUCAUGGUUUCUGUAAUCAGUUCUACAAUCAGCUCGCCUGGUCAUCUAGGAAUUCAGGUGUCGGAGCCUUCUGGUAUGUUAUUCAGGUAGUGUCCAGCUGUGUGCGUGUAUGUGUACAUACCUCUACAGUGUGUGUAUGUAAGUGUGUGUAUAUAUAUAUAUGCGUAUAUAUAGCUGGGAGUGAUUCUAUUUAUUCCCUUUCAUAAUCUGAAAGUGGGUUUUGUGUAUUUUGGGCACAAGAGGCGUGGAAGGGGAUGUGUCCUUUCCCUUGAGAUUUCUAUUAUCUGUCAUGUGGAUUGGACCAAAACAACUUCUGAUGACUUUAGAAGGUAUAUUGUAAGUCUCCAUGUGCGGCUACCUGUGCAUGUUACUAUGUCCUGAGGAGUACACGUACAAUGUGCUGUUUCUCAGUUUGAGAAGACAGCCACGACGUUUGGUGCCUCAGUAGGGCUUUUGUUUUUCCCCGGUUGGCUGAAGUUAGAACUGCUUGAUUGACACUUCAUUACUGUACAUAAAGGGGCACUUUAAUCAGGAAACUCUCAGCUUCAUAGAACGGGUCAACAGUGCGGUGUGGGGGAAUUUCAGUCACUACACGGUUGUGCAGUAACCACCAUUCCAGCUGCAGUGCAGCUGCAGUGACCGCUGAACCUGGGACGUGUUCUCACAGGUAAGCUCUUUGCCUACAACACGUGGAUAAUGUAGUACUGUAAUCUUGGGUGUUUUUAUGCUGUUGGAAUCCUUCCGUGGGCUCUGUGAAGCUUCAUCAAGCGUGGCUUCACGAUCCUUGCUUUGACUCAUGUAAGAACUAUCUGACAUUGUGCCCUGCAAUGCUCAGUCCAGGAUGUCUUUGGGUCACUAGUUAUCUUCUAAGUGUGUGCUUUAGGUAGAUGUUGAUCUUAGGGAUCUGUAAGCGUUGCUAUAUCAAGUAUUCCCAUCCUAUGUCCAAUAUAGUGCAUCAUCAUGGAAAACAGAUCACCUUCUGAAACGUCUAUAUUGCUCUCUAGAAGGUCGGGGUGAUUACAAAAGGAACAAAUGGCCCCUGUGCAGGUAUCAUUCACCAGGUUGUACAGGGAUUGUAAUGUGUAAUACAAAGGAUCUCUGUAAGUGUGAGACCAUCAUGGAGGGAGGGAAAUGAAGACGCCUGCUGCAGCCAGGUGGGGAGUAGUGUAGUCCAAGCACAGUGAGUGGCAUUACAUAUUAUGCAUGUGCAGUUAGGCAUAACAAAUCAUUGCUCUGACUCAGUAAUCCUGUGUGCUUCAUGCUACACUUCAUGUGUGUAUUUUUUCCCCUGUGAAUUUUCUUUUGUAUCUGAGAAAAAUGUGAUAAAUUGACCAUUAGGAAUAAAACGCAGUCUCAGAGCUGCUCUUAAACAAAAGAACAAAGACUAGCUCCCCCAGGAGCAAUACGUGAGCAAAUCUUGUAAUGAAGGUCUGCCUGUUGUGGCUAAGGAUGACCAGGGCAGAAACCUCCUGACACUGUCCCAUAAGGAAAAAUGUGCCCAUGCAGUGGAGCAGAUAGGAAUUAGAGAGUAAGUGAAAGUUAAGUAUGCAGUGUCCAGAUACCCAUAUAACCCACUCCAAUGAAGGGUUGCAUCAGAGUAAAUGGCACCUACCUCUCCAUUGCCACGUCUGCAGGAUGUUGUUCAAUAUAUUCAUGUGCUUGUAGAGCACUCAGAACAUAGACCAUUGUGCAUUUUUUAAAGCCCUGCUUCUUUAACACUAGAUUGCCCAAGGAAGUCAUUUUGACUGCUUUUUAAUUUCAAUUAGAAAAACAAUUAUGUGUAUAAGGACACAAUGUCUUAGAAUUUUGUGACUUUUUAUACAACAUAUAAAUACGUUUAUUAACAAUUGUAGUUACCUCCCCCUCCUUCAUUUCCGGUAUAUAUAUAUAUGUGUUAUACCUAUAUUGCCCAAAAGCAGUCAUUUUGACUGCUUGGGAAAUUAUGACUCUUAUUAUUGAAUUGAGUAAAUUUCUUAUAUGACCAGUUCGGCUCUGUAUUGAAAUAACAGUUUUCAUUUUUUUUCAAUUACCGUCACAUGAUAACAUACAAGUACAUGAUAAAUUGUCGAUACUUGAUAAGUUGCAGUUGCUCAAUAAGCUAAACUAGUACUUGUUAUUUGAAUCUUUAUGCAGUGAUACUUGUUCUAAUAAGUUGUUUAUUUCUUUUGUGCCCUAAAUUCAUGAAAGAAAUGUCGAAUAGAAGUGAGUUAUUGGAAAAGCUAAGGAACGUAAGUGAAGAGUGCUCCGAUAUUAUUCUUUCACAAUGCAGUCAUUUUGACUGCUUUUGGGCAAUAUAGGUAUAUACUAAAUUUCAGUCUUUCUAGUGUUAAAAGAUACUUUUUGGGUCUUUUCAAUUGUUCACAAGGUCUGUGUGCUUGAUAUCGUUAUGCUUAUGAAGUGACCUUUACCACAUCUGCAUUGUUGAUUUAGGCAUGCACAGCAAUUUGGAUAACAUUUGAGUACAGAUUGCCAAGCUUCAGUGUGAAUCAUGAGUGAAAUAAUUUCCCAGUCUCUGCCUGCAGUUUUAUAUUCUAAGAAUCACCCUUAUUUGUGAAGUAAAAGAGCUAUUAGGAAUAGGAAUCCAAUGACAUAUUCACUAGGGGUUUUUACUGUGGUGGUGUCACUUUUACAUGAAGGUGGACAAUUUCAACUUUUGUAACGUACCCUCAAUCAAUGAUUUGAACCCUAAGGUACAGCCUGUUCUUUUUCAGUGCGGGCUUUCCUGGGACUUCUUGCUGUGUCAGUGCUGAUGACAGCCCUCCUAGACUGAUGCUUUUGGUGCAUCAUUCUCCUGAAAGAGCAGAACACUAGGGACACCCAGGAGAGAGCUGGGUCGGGGAGGAACUGUCAUUUAUACCCCAAUCCAUUGGCAUGUCUGACCACAGGCUGUUUACAUUUCUCCAAAGAUGGAAAAGGCUGUUAUCUAUGUCAUGGUGAAACAACUGAAUCAUAAACAAGUAACACUUUAGAUUAUACUUCCAGUAUUUUAGCUCCCUGAUGGAGUUUUUUAAUUUGGAUUUUUAUUGGGAUGAAGUUUUGUGGGUGUUUUGUUUUUGAGACUAUUUUUAUUAUUUUCUCUGGUGUGUGCAUGGUAAACCCUACUGCCAGAUGACACUAGUUCUGUGCCUUCUUCCACUGCCUCCUGCUCAACAGCAUAGAAUCCCCAGGUCAAAGAAGGAAGCCGGACAGCUGCCUGGGCUGUGCUGAAUGUGGACGAACAUCUGUGGAAGGCAGUGCAGACAGUUGUCUAUUAGAGCUAGUGACUUGGUUAACUUGAGGGUGUCACUAAUCACCCUACAAUUAACGUUUUGGUACCAACUCUGAAGUCAGCUACAACUUAGAUCAGGUUUACAGGCAUUAAUAUAAAUGUUUGGCUACUCUCUAUUGAAAUGUUACCAGCUUGGCUUUUAUUACUCGAAUAAAUACAUUUUUUCCCCUUAGCUACUAUAAUGCUCACUUGGGAAAACUAUAUUUUUUUUCUUUUUUAACUAUUCUUAAGGUUUUUACAGAUGCCCACUUAACGAUAAAUUGGAUUUUUAAAAUUUGAGACUUUUUAAAAUGAGAAAGAUUGCUGACUCUUACAAGUUAUAGGACACGAUUUUAAUCAGAAAAUUUCAAACAAAGUAAUGUGGACACAGUGUUUUCCAGUCCUCUGAAAUCAAGGUGCUGCUGGCCACUGAGGGCAUAUUCUGCUAAGAGCUGUGAACUAUCUUAGAAGUCCCUCUCUACGUAAGUUUACUGCACUGAAAACAGUGCUGAGGUUAUCAAGAAAGUUUAAAUAAAAUUAGAGCGACAACGCAGAUCAAAGUUCAUAGGAGCUGUGCAUCCCAUUAGAGUUUCAGAAGCUGCUAUCCUGGGAAAAUAGUUGUUAAUAAGCUUGUGUCAGAAAUGUGAUGUCAUAAAUUUAGCCUGAAAAAAUUCUCAGGUAAUGAUGUGGAUUGGUUUGAUUUGACUAUCAGGUCACCAACAGAACUGUUUGUCGCCUUCCUUCUUCUCUUAAAAGUAAUUUUAUUUUAAAAAUAUAAACGCGUUAUGUUAAAAUUUUUAAAUGCGUAAAAAACUUUUCUUAAUUUUAUGUUACCAAAUUUUUAAAACAUGUCAUCUAUAGAUGUUUAGAAAACUGAUGUAAUCUCACAGAUUUUAUUCACAUUUAGACCAAGUAAACCUGAAUCACCCUGACUUGCUUUAAGUGAAAUAGGAAUAAUUUGGAUUUAUACACUUGAUGAGAGGAUUCUAUCUCUAAAAAUCACUUUAGGUUGCAAGCACCUUUUGGCACUUUUGUGUUUUGUUCUAUACACUUUACAUCAUUUGUAUAAAGCAGGAUAUCCCUGAUCCUGCAGAGAUAUGGGACUGCUCAUAAGAUUGAGAUCUGAUCCACAGAGAGGCGAGUAGAACAGAAAUAUCCCACUAUCUUUUACGAUUUAUUUUCCUUUAAAAAUUCAAGAGACGUACAUUUCUACACCUUACUGGCCUAUCCCUUAACUAAGUGCUCCAUUAUUGUUGUAUACUUGGAAGGUCUAUAUGUAAGAGAAAUCUGAUAUUUAUCUGUAAAAUAAACUUGCUAAACAAAAAUAAGCAAACAAUAUACUUGAUAAAAAGAGGGAAAAAUCUCCAAUUGGUUUGCCCUUCGCUUGUUCGAGUAAUGAACCGUUUUGAAGAGAAAACAGUAUCUGCUAUAAUCCCCAGUGCCUUGAACUCUUUGGGAGGAAUAGCAUUAAAAAAAACCUAACAAGCAAAUUUUGAGGUGCUAGUGAAAAGGAAGGUAUUUCUAGUUUAUGCAAAAAUAGAAAAAGUCACUAUCUCACAAGAGAUGGCGCCAUCUGCCUAACGAGGACUGGCUGCUUUCUACCAAAGACAGAAGUGAGUGUGUUGGUCACAGACGGCUGUUGACACCUAGCUCAGCUCAUAAAUGCUGAAGCUUUCUUAGGCAGAAUAUGCUUGCAGCACUUAGAGGGGAAAACCUCAGCAUCUUUGGAACUAUCCACUGUUUCCACUGUUGAAUUUAUGGUAACCUAAUACCAAAAACUGCCAUUUUCCAUGAUUGCCGUCUCUAUAUUUUUCCUUUACUUGUAAAUAAUCUCUCCUAGAAGGUAAGCAUUAACUGGAAUGUUUCAAAUGAUGUUUAAUUUUAUUGUCAGUCACUAGUGAACUCCUUUUAUAGAAAUGUACAUUUAAAAUAAAAUAUCAUUAGCUUGUGCUAAAUGGUGUAAAAACAUUGUUUACUAUUUUAAAGGAAAAUUGCACAUAAUAUAUAACUGGGAUUGCUCCCUCUCUUCCCAUUUCUUUAAAAAGUUAAAUCAAGGCUCACAUUGACAUGUAGGCUGUGGGAAGCUUUGCUAUAAAUAAGUAAAUAGAUACAACAUAGGAAUGUACUUUUUUAAAGCAUGAAAAGAAGACAAAAGGAACUGCAUUAUAAAGUAGCCGAUAGAGGACAUUAUUCAAAUGAUUAUGCACAGCUCGGUGAAGAUGAAGUUACAAUUUUUCUUUCAGCUUUGUUGAUAUUAUUUUCUUGUUUAAAUGUACGCUCUCAUUUCAUUAUGUGCCUUGCUCCCUGAUUGUGCAAACCUAUAGAUAUAUAUAGACAUAUAUAUGAGAGAGAUAUAUUCAGUACUACUGACGAUGUUUUUGUUCUACUGCUAGAUUAAGUUAUUUUCCAAGUUACUCUUGCCAGUGAAGUAUUGUAAUGGCUUAGGACAGUAGUCAGUCAGUGUAAAUUUGUUUUCCAGUUACAUGUUUUCACCAUGUCAGCUUACCCAACCCGUAAUAAAAAUAAUUCAUAGAUUUCGUUUAAACAUGGGGACUUCACUUGACUGUUUGUGGAUCGGCACCAUUAAGAACCUGGUUUUGCUAUUUAUGUUGGGGUACCCUAAGUAGGUUGUGCAGUAAGAACAAAUUAAGUGUGAAAGUGAAAUACAAUUUGAAGUGUUCAAUUGGUUAAUCUUUAAGCACACAAACUAGGACGCUUUGGUUGUUAAAUAGAUGUUUUUUUUCUUUUAAACAGAAGUACAAACUAGUACAAAAGGGAUCCUUUUUGUUCAAAACUUUGGUAUCACAAUUAUGUUGGACUGCUAUGUCAAGGUAUGCAUAAAGGUGUAUUUACAAAUCACUUUAUCAUUUACCGAAACUAGAGGAAAAGUGAUCAUAAAACUUUAGGUCCACCUACAGCAAAAAUAGUGAUAGAAAACAGCUGUCUUGAAGAAAAGAAAUUUCACAGAGAUUAAAAUUCUUUUAAGGCUCAACAUUUUAAAUAUUUGAAGUUUGAAGACUUACUAAAAAGGAGCUGCUGGUUUGGAGCAACGGGAAGGAUUCUCUCCACACUUGUUACAUACCACCUUAGAAAGAAAGGAGGUUACUUGCAUAAAUAAUUCACAAAACACUUAGAUACUUUGUGGAAUUUUAUUUAGGUCAGUUCUUAGUACACAGCAACAAUUCCAAAUACAAUUUCAAAAUUAAGAAGUGAAUGCUCCCCACGCACGGAGGUGGUUUAAUGGCGCACACGAACAUCACCGGCAACGAUGCUCCCUCAGCUUUCCUGCGUGGCUUUUACUCACACCACCAACCUUCUCUCUGGGAGCUAAAAGUACAACUGGCCAGAUCACAUUGUUUACCUUUUCUUUGUAAACCAUUUAGUUAAGAUAAAAGUUUCAGGGACACAAAAUAUUAUAAAAACUGCUUUUUCAUAGCAUUCUGAAGUUGCAAAAGACAUUUCCAUUUUAAUGUGAAAAUAAGUUUUUUGGUUUUGGGAUGUUUUUUUGUUUACUAAAGAAAAAAAAUCUCAAGAUAUUUAGCAAGGAUUAUUUGUCCUUUAAAGAAUUAUGUGAUCGAUUCUCAAUAAGAAAUAGGAACAAAAAUCAGCAUGAAGUAAAUCUAAGGUAAUGAACGCAAUGUCUGUUUAACGAAAGCCUGUUUUAUAAGGCUGCUUGCUGUGCUCCUACCAGUGCUGAAAGAACAUUUCUGCUACAUCCACCUAAUGGAAAAGGCCAUUUGUACUGAGUAGUUAUUAAGGUUGCAGUUAGUACACGCCUUUAAACAAGUUUACUUGAACGAAUACUGUGGUGGUAUUAACUGAAAUAAUAGCUUUUCAAGUAUCUUCCUGAAGACAUCCAGGAGAAUCUUAAUUUUUGAAGAAACAUACAGCAUAUUCAUUUAAGACACUAGAAAUAGUAACGAGCGGCAGUCAGAAACUACCAUUAUUAAUUAGCUCUUAUCUGAAAUGAACCAUCUAACCUCUUCAGUAAAAUGAGACUGAACUACAAUCUCUUCUAGCUCUAAAGCUAUGAUCCUAAAUAAAUCAUGUGAGGGAAAUCACCAAUCAAGCGUUUCUGGUCUGAGUAGUUCAGAAGUGAUUCAGGCAGGUCCCCUUUCUUUCAGGAUUGGGCAGUCACCUGCCAAUUCCUCCAUUGAAUCCUUUUCAAAGGGAAAGGGGGCCCUGCUCUCCACUGAGCAGAAAUAAAAUAAUUUGAAAAUAGUUCCUAAUGCAGAAUGGUAACCUGCUAAAAGAAAACGGACACGAAAGGAUAAAAGCCAACUACCAUCAUUUUGAGGCCUCUCAAAUCAUCUUCAAUCAACCUGAGACUGCCAAGGAGCACAGCUACAUUACAGAAAUCCCUGGGAAGGUGAACAAGACGUUCUAGUUGGGUAAUAAACAAGCAGAAGGGGAAAGGACGGAGGGAAAAACGCCCCACCUGGUGACCUCUAGCAAUACACAGCACAGUAGCAGGCCCUUGCAAACUCUACAGUGGCCCAGAGGGAGAUAGACAGCAAAUAGCCAAAAGAUGGAAAAUACUGAAGAAAAGAUCCCUAUUUAUUUUAAACACAGCAGGCGGAAUCUCUUAGGUCUAGAUCUUGACACGUUGAUACUUUUUGUUUCUGAUUUACUGCCUUGGCCAUUAGGUCAGAGACAAAAGUAUUUUGAUUUAUACCACCAUGGCCUUUCAAACAACUGUACCAAAAAAUAAGUUAAUUAAAAGCAGUGACUUAAAAGUUGUUCCUUUUUUUUUUUUUU